AUGAAGAACGGGGCAACGCCGCUGCACUUGGCUUCACAGAGUGGCCAUCUGGCAGUCGUGAGGUGCCUUCUGACUGCUCGAGCUGAGCCCAACGCUGAGGCGGAGGAUGGGCGGCGGCCCCUGCACAUCGCUUGCCAGAAGAAUCACGUGGAGGUUAUCCGGGCCUUGUGCAAUGGCGAUGCCGAUCCCAAUGCGCCUGGCCCACAUGCCAUGUCUCCGGCCUUCCCUGCGUGCCAGCGAGGCUAUCUUGAUGCAUUGAAGGCUUUGUGCGAGGCCGGCGCGAACGCAGAGGCCAUGGACAAGAGCGGCACGAGGACGCCGCUUCACGUAGCCGCCUACUGUGGCGACUUGCUCAUUGUUCGGUGGCUGGCUGAAGAAGGAGUGCUGAUCGACAGCAGGGAUCGCCAAAGAUACACUCCUCUACACUUGGCAGCGCGAUUCGGAUACGAGGUUGUCGCACGCGAGCUCUUCGAGCUGCGCGCCGACCUAGAGGCUACAAGUAGCAGCUUGGAAAGCACGACACGCAAGCUAGCAGCGGCAGUCGGCCGCUACAUAUGGCUGCCCUCUUUGACCAAGAGGAAUGUCCUCGCCUACCCGGGGCUCUCGCCAUUGCACUUGGCCGCCGCCAGAGGAAACCUAGAAGUGGUGAAAGUUUUGUGCGACUUCGGCGCCAACCUGGCCAGACGGGACAUCUUCGGUGCGAUGCCGGUCAGCACGGCAGUCCGCUAUGGCCGCGAUGCGAUUGUGCAGUGCAUGCUCGACGCAGCGGGCUGCGAAGACUGUGAGUCUACCCCAGGCCAUGUGGAGCUUGCUCCCUUCUCCUUGCAAGAGUGA
Molecule: messenger RNA, 834 nt
Organism: Symbiodinium sp. CCMP2456
Lineage: Eukaryota; Dinophyceae; Suessiales; Symbiodiniaceae
Source: the annotation of a GenBank genome assembly